AUGUCUGUGCAAGAGAUAAUUAUGGUUUGUAUUACUUACCGCACAUUUCUUCCAUUUCGAAUUUUGUUUAUAAUUCACCAGUUUAUUGUAGCAUCUUGUUUGUGUGUGUGUUCGUGUGUGUACGUGUGUGUACCGAGCGACGAACUAACUGAGAUAACGAUGAACACGAACGACGAGUGUGGCAAUUCAUCCAUUGACGCCGUGGUGGUCGUCCACACAUCGGCCGACCAUUUCAAGCGCAGAGAGAGGUUCCGGAUGGCCUAUUCAAACUACAGUAACACUAAACCAUACAGACUCAAGGUGGUGUUCCUGAUUGGCAGUGUUCUUGAUGCCAACUUACAAAUCCAGCUGGAAAGGGAGAACAUGAUGUAUGGUGACACCGUUGUGGGAUCAUUUCUCGACACUUACCAGAACCUGACACUGAAGGCUGUAAUGGGUUUUCGAUGGCUGGCAUCUACCUGUCCCAACGUGAAGCUUCUAAUCAAAUUAGAUGACGACGUCUUCAUCGAUGUCCGCAAGUUUUUCACCAAUUACUGGGAGAAGGUAGCUAGCAACAACAAGAAACGUACCAUCCAUUGUCUCGUUUGGCACAAUGCUAGAGUCGGAAGAACUGGCAAAUGGAAGGUUGAGAAAGGGCUCUUUGCCAACGCUAGCUACCCGUUUCCAUACUGUGCAGGAUUUUUGACGCUAGUGACGCCAGAUCUAAUUGAGCCAAUGUACACAUAUGGCAAAUCGAUUGAUUUCUUCUGGAUCGAUGACGUCUUCCUCUACGGGAUGAUACCUUCAGUUAUCCAGGGAGUCAAUUUCGUUCAGCUAGGUCACAAUCCCAGAGUGAUGACCCAAAAUUACAAAGAAUAUAAACAGUGUCGGGAAUCCAAGGGUGUUGAUAAGUGCCCACUGUGGGCCACUUUAACAAACGGAGAAGACGAAAUUGACCAAGAGUUUGCAAUCAUUUCUGCUCCAAAACCUGUAUUUGACAAAACAGUGACAACCAAAAAACAGUAUUCGAAAGACAAUAAACAAACUGGAUUAAUUAUAACAAGCAAUUUAUCUCCAGUAAAUACUCAACAAAAAAAUUUACCAUCAAUCAAUAAAGUAUUUGUGAAAAUAAAACAAGUUUGA
Molecule: messenger RNA, 1122 nt
Organism: Candidula unifasciata
Lineage: Eukaryota; Metazoa; Mollusca; Gastropoda; Stylommatophora; Geomitridae
Source: the annotation of a GenBank genome assembly